AUGUCCUUCUCAGAUGUCCUUAUCGUCGGCGGCGGUCCUGCCGGGCUCUCGGCCGCCCUCACACUGGUGCGUCAGCGCCACACCGUCAAGCUGUUCGACAUUGACGACUGUCGCGCGUACCCUUCGGCGCGUCUUCACGGCGUUUCCGGCUCUGACCACAAGGCCCCCGCCGACAACCUGAACCAUUCCCGCGCCGAGCUCAAGCCAUACAACACCUACACCCCCAUUGCCGCCGAGGUCACCAAGCUGGCCCAGGUCGACGGCGGCUUCGAGGCCACCGACUCCACUGGCAAGACUCACCUUGGCAAGAAGGUCAUCCUGGCCAACGGCGUCGAGAGCAAGUUCCCAGACAUCCCCGGCUACGCCGAGGCCUGGGGCAAGGGCAUCUUCCACAACCUCUUCGCCCAGGCGUACCAGGAGGACCCCAGCAAGGUGCACGCGGGCGUGCUGGCGGUCGACUGGAUCGCCAUGCCGCAGUUCACCUUCCACAUGUCGCACAUGACGAGCCAGCUCGCGGGCAGCGUGACCAUCUACACGCACGGCAACGAGGAGCUGGCCAAGCAGAUCGCGCCGACGCUGGAGGGCAAGCCGUGGAAGGCCGACACGCGCAAGAUCGCCCAGAUCUCCCUCAUGUCGCCCGACGGCACCGCCGUCGACAUCACGUUCGAGGACGGCAGCGCGGCGGCCGCCGAGGCGUUCCUGGGCCACGCGCCCAUGACGCAGGUGCGCGGCGCCUUCCAGGAGCAGCUCGGGCUCAGGAUGGGCCAGACGCCCGGCGAGUACGAGACGCACGGCUUCUUCCAGGAGACCAGCGUCAAGGGCGUCUACGCCGCCGGGGACGCCAUGAGCAUGUUCAAGGUCUGGCCUAACGCGAUUGCCAGCGGGGCCCAGGCCGCCGCCGGCGUGGCCGUCAAGCUGCAGGAGGAGAAGUGGAGUCUCCCGCCCAUCUUCCCGUAG
Messenger RNA from Diaporthe batatas, 957 nucleotides. RefSeq lists its product as uncharacterized. Lineage: Eukaryota; Fungi; Ascomycota; Sordariomycetes; Diaporthales; Diaporthaceae. Bases 1 to 957 code for a protein of 318 amino acids. Gene Ontology annotation, molecular function: oxidoreductase activity. The transcript is spliced from 2 exons. The record is from RefSeq and is a predicted model, not a curated record.